Messenger RNA from Closterium sp. Naga37s-1, 3927 nucleotides. NCBI's taxonomy places the organism in Eukaryota, Viridiplantae, Streptophyta, Zygnematophyceae, Desmidiales, Closteriaceae. The record is from the annotation of a GenBank genome assembly.
AUGGGCUGCAAAAUUCGAGUCACGGCGUUGGCUCUUCUUCUGCUUGCGCUUUUAGCGGCGUCGGCGUUUGUAACGCCGGUUGAUUUGGGUGGCGGCGGCAGUGGCGGAGAUUUGGGCGGCGGAAGUGGCGGAGAUUUGGGCGGCGGAAGUGGCGGAGAUUUGGGCGGUGGAAGUGGCGGAGAUUUGGGCGGGGGAAGUGGCGGAGACCUGGGCGGCGGAGGUGGUGGAGACCUGGGCGGCGGCAAUGGCGGACAGCAGGGCGGACCCGGCGGACAGGGCGGACCCGGCGGACAGCAGGGCGGACCCGGCGGACAGCAGGGCGGACACGGCGGACAGCAGGGCGGACCCGGCGGACAGCAGGGCGGACCCGGCGGACAGCAGGGCGGACCCGGCGGCCAGCAGGGCGGACCCGGCGGCGGCCAGCAGGGCGGACCUGGCGGCCAGCAGGGCGGACCCGGCGGCGGCCAGCAGGGCGGACCUGGCGGGCAGCAGGGCGGGCAGCAGGGCGGACCUGGCGGCCAGCAAGGCGGACCGCAGGGCGGGCAGCAGGGCGGGCAGCAGGGCGGACCGCACGGCGGGCAGCAGGGCGGGCAGCAGGGCGGACCGCAGGGCGGACCUGGCGGACAGCAGGGCGGACCUGGCGGGCAGCAGGGCGGGCAGCAGGGCGGGCAGCAGGGCGGGCAGCAGGGCGGACCGCAGGGCGGGCAGCAGGGCGGGCAGCAGGGCGGACCUGGCGGACAGCAGGGCGGGCCUGGCGGCCAGCAGGGCGGCCAGCAGGGCGGACAGCAGGGCGGACAGCAGGGCGGACAGCAGGGCGGACAACAGGGCGGGCUGCAGGGCGGGCCGCAGGGCGGACCGCAGGGCGGGCAGCAGGGCGGACCCGGCGGCCAGCAAGGCGGACAGCAGGGCGGGCAGCAGGGCGGGCAGCAGGGCGGCCUGCAGGGCGGACCUGGCGGACAGCAGGGAGGACAUGGCGGACAGCAAGGCGGAUUCGGCGGCCAGCGGGGCGGUCAGCAAGGCGGACCCGGCGGGCAGCAGGGCGGACCGCAGGAAGGACAGCAGGGCGGACAACAGGGCGGAAAACAAGGGGGGCAACAGGGGGGGCAGGGCGGUGAUCAGGGAGGACAGCAGGGGGGACCUGGCGGGGUGCAGGGAGGACCUGGCAGUACACGUGCUCCGCGCCCCUGCACUCUGCGCUCUGCCCCCUCCGCCCCCUGCGCUUUGCCCCCUUCGCUCUGCGCUAUGCGCCCUGCGAUCUGCGCCCUAUUCUCUGCACCCUAUGCACUGCGCCCCAUGCUCUGCGCCCUAUGCUCUGCGCCCCAUGCUCUGCGCCCCAUGCUCUGCGCCCCAUGCUCUGCGCCCUAUGCUCUGCGCCCCAUGCUCUGCGCCCUAUGCUCUGCGCCCUAUGCUCUGCGCCCUAUGCUCUGCGCCCUAUGCUCUGCGCCCUAUGCUCUGCGCCCUAUGCUCUGCGCCCUAUGCUCUGCGCCCUAUGCUCUGCGCCCUAUGCUCUGCGCCCUAUGCUCUGCGCCCUAUGCUCUGCGCCCUAUGCUCUGCGCCCCAUGCUCUGCGCCCUAUGCUCUGCGCCCCAUGCUCUGCGCCCCAUGCUCUGCGCCCUAUGCUCUGCGCCCCAUGCUCUGCGCCCUAUGCUCUGCGCCCUAUGCUCUGCGCCCUAUGCUCUGCGCCCUAUGCUCUGCGCCCUAUGCUCUGCGCCCUAUGCUCUGCGCCCUAUGCUCUGCGCCCUAUGCUCUGCGCCCUAUGCUCUGCGCCCUAUGCUCUGCGCCCUAUGCUCUGCGCCCUAUGCUCUGCGCCCUAUGCUCUGCGCCCUAUGCUCUGCGCCCUAUGCUCUGCGCCCUAUGCUCUGCGCCCUAUGCUCUGCGCCCUAUGCUCUGCGCCCUAUGCUCUGCGCCCUAUGCUCUGCGCCCUAUGCUCUGCGCCCUAUGCUCUGCGCCCUAUGCUCUGCGCCCUAUGCUCUGCGCCCUAUGCUCUGCGCCCUAUGCUCUGCGCCCUAUGCUCUGCGCCCUAUGCUCUGCGCCCUAUGCUCUGCGCCCUAUGCUCUGCGCCCUAUGCUCUGCGCCCUAUGCUCUGCGCCCUAUGCUCUGCGCCCUAUGCUCUGCGCCCUAUGCUCUGCGCCCUAUGCUCUGCGCCCUAUGCUCUGCGCCCUAUGCUCUGCGCCCUAUGCUCUGCGCCCUAUGCUCUGCGCCCUAUGCUCUGCGCCCUAUGCUCUGCGCCCUAUGCUCUGCGCCCUAUGCUCUGCGCCCUAUGCUCUGCGCCCUAUGCUCUGCGCCCUAUGCUCUGCGCCCUAUGCUCUGCGCCCUAUGCUCUGCGCCCUAUGCUCUGCGCCCUAUGCUCUGCGCCCUAUGCUCUGCGCCCUAUGCUCUGCGCCCUAUGCUCUGCGCCUUCUCGCCAAACCUCCACCCGCCCCCCGCCCCUUUCCAACCCCUACCCCUCAUGGUUUUCCCCUUCCUCCCUUUCCCCCACCCGUUUUCUUCCUCCCACACGAGGCAGGGAGGAGGGUGGAGUGUCGUCCACUGCGGCAUGUCUCAACCUCUCUCCCUCUCCCACUCUCCCCCUCCUCCUUCCUUUCUCUCUGCCCGCCGCGCCCUUCCCCUGUUCCUCCUCGCAGGGGGGGUGGCGCACAACAUAGCGGAGUGCAUGGCAGCACUCUCCGCCGCGCCCUUCCUCAUCUCCGCUGUGGGGGAUGACGCUGCAGGCAGGUCGCACUGCUGCAGGCAGGUCGCAAUGCUGCUCUGCUCUGCUCCCCAUGCCACUUCCCUCCUCCUCUCCUGCUCCCCUCCAGCCUGCCACUGUCCACCCCCCCCUCUCUCACGGCCCUCUAGGCCCAUGGCCCUCCCUUUCUCCCCCUCUUCCCUGCUUCCCCACAUUUCCCUCCCUUCUUCACCUCAUUUCCCUCCCUGCUUUCCCACAUUUCCCUCCCUGCUUCUCCACAUUUACCUCCCUUCUUCACCUCAUUUCCCUCCCUGCUUCCCCACAUUUCCCUCCCUGCUUCACCUCAUUUCCCUCCCUGCUUCCCCACAUUUCCCUCCCUGCUUCACCUCAUUUCCCUCCCUGCUUCCCCACAUUUCCCUCCCUGCUUCACCUCAUUUCCCUCCCUGCUUCACCUCAUUUCCCUCCCUGCUUCACCUCAUUUCCCUCACUGCUUCACCUCAUUUCCCUCACUGCUUCACCUCAUUUCCCUCACUGCUUCACCUCAUUUCCCUCACUGCUUCACCUCAUUUCCCUCACUGCUUCACCUCAUUUCCCUCACUGCUUCACCUCAUUUCCCUCACUGCUUCACCUCAUUUCCCUCCCUGCUUCAUCUCAUUUCCCUCACUGCUUCACCUCAUUUCCCUCACUGCUUCACCUCAUUUCCCUCCCUGCUUCACCUCAUUUCCCUCGCUGCUUCACCUCAUUUCCCUCACUGCUUCACCUCAUUUCCCUCACUGCUUCACCUCAUUUCCCUCACUGCUUCACCUCAUUUCUCUCACUGCUUCACCUCAUUUCCCUCCCUGCUAUCCCUGUUUGUACCCUCCUGCUUCCCUCAUUUUCCCCCCAGCUUCCCCUCAUUUCCCUCCCCCCACCCCCCCCGCUUCCCCUCAUUUUCCCCGCUGCUGGCCCCUCAUUUCCCUCCCUUGCUUUCCCUCGUUUCCCCCCCUGCUUCCCCUCGUUUCCCCCCUUGCUUUCCCUCGUUUCCCCCCCUGCUUCCCCUCGUUUCCCCCUCUUCUUCACCUCGUUUCAUCUUCCUAUCUCACACUUUCCCUCUCCCCCUCUUCCUAUCUCCCCUCUUCCCUAUCCUCCCUCUUCUUACGGUACUUCCUUCUUUCCCUCUCAGCCCUGCUUCCCUCUUCCCCCUCUUCCCUAUCUCCCCUGUUUGACUUUAGUCUUGUUCCCCCUCCCCAUCCUUCGUAUUCCCUCCCUCUCCCUGGGUAG